Molecule: messenger RNA, 1528 nt
Organism: Vitrella brassicaformis
Lineage: Eukaryota; Vitrellaceae
Source: the annotation of a GenBank genome assembly
GCGAGGCGUCAUGCGUCUUCUUCGGACCAUCACCAUCACCAUUGCCCUUCUCUGUGCCUUGAUGGGCAUGGCAGCCAGCGGUAACCCAUCAGAAAGGCAGGCCAUCGAGAUCUCUCGGGACGCUGUGUGCUUGAUGUGUUGCGCUGGUCUGUGCAGGAGAGUCACGUGGCGAGCCAGUCGCUGCUGCUGUCGCUGGCGAAGGACGGAGUGAGACCAGUCAGCACGGUGUGCACUCACGCAGAUGUGUCACACCCUGUCUCUUCACGCAUCUUCUUGUCAGGUGCUUCCCUCCGAGGAGGCAAUGUGGCAGAGUCUGGCAGAGCAUCAGGUCGGUCAACACAUCAACAGACGAGCAUGACAGACACAUCAAAGCGUGUCUGCGUCCCCACAGGCAUCAGGGACCUCCAAUACUAUGAUUAUGAUUAUAACGAUGAUAGUGACGAUGAGGAUGACGAUCGGGACCAAUGGAGUGCGGGUGAUGGUUAUUAUGAAGGACCGGCGGGUCAGCUCGACACAGCAGGCGGCGGCUUCAACCAGCCAGAUGAUGAUCAUCAUCCUGACGAUGACGAUGACGAUGAAGGGGAUGACCCGUAGUCUCUUCUUUCUUUCUUUUUUUCCCCUCUCUCCUUCUGCUUUUGUCUCCUUCUGGCUUGACACAGCUCUGUCAGCUCUGCCAAUCACACGGGUUUGGGGUCCAACUUCUGGUGGCCGGCCGUGGUGUAGGUAAAAGUGCAUUUCUGGCAGAGUCCUGGUUGGGUUGACCACAGGUGGAGGGAGGGAGAGAGGGAAAGAGGGCCGUACACAUUUUCAUGUUCCCUGAGCUGAGAAGUGAGCGUGUGUCUGGUUGACCGCAUGCGUUCGACUGUUUGUUUGUCGAUUGCGAAUGGCGAGUCAUGAGCGAGGAAUAACGCUCGUGACACGGCGGGCAAGUUGCCUGCUGUCGAUUUUCAGACGAUCUUCGCAUCAUCCUGUCCAUCCCAUGAGAUGCGAAAGUCGACAGCAGACAGAUAAGAGCCAGAUGGCAUGGCACGAGUGAACGGAUGCGUCUGUGUGUGUGUGUGUGUGUGUGUGUUGUGGAGGUUUGUUUGUCUGUAUGUCUCGGUUCGGCGUCGACUGAAGUGGUGUGAGUGAGCCGACAGGGUGACCGCAUGCAUAGUGCAUGCGGUGGUGUACCUCCAGUCAAAAGUCUCUGAAAGCGUCUCUGUCAGACAGCGAGAUGAGCCUGUCGGGUGUGUGUCUACCGUGGCUUUCGGGCUGUGUGUGUCUGUCGGGUCGUACGUCGUUCGUGCUGUGGAUGAGUGUGGGGGUAUUCCUCCUCUUUCUGUCGGUCGGGUGUGUUAUAUGUGGUGAGUGUGUGUGUGUGUGGGCUGUGCGCACCCCACAGAGAGAGUGGGCGUGUUGGCUGUGCACGUGUGAGUGGGAGACAGGUCAAAAUGUCCACAUCACGUGUGUGUCGUGUCGGACGGACCUUGAUAUCGAUGUGUGGAUGCUCAACUGAGCAACUGCAGCUCAAUGACAUGCGUAUGCA